Messenger RNA from Penicillium oxalicum, 1350 nucleotides. RefSeq names its product protein pex26 (gene pex26). The coding region runs from base 1 to 1350 and encodes 449 amino acids. The transcript has 2 exons. The record is from RefSeq and is a predicted model, not a curated record. NCBI's taxonomy places the organism in Eukaryota, Fungi, Ascomycota, Eurotiomycetes, Eurotiales, Aspergillaceae.
AUGACCGACGACAUGUCAUCCUCACAUACCCAAUUGUCCUCCUCCACCUCCUCCUCCACCUCCGCUUCCCCCGCGAAGCUCUGCUCCAAGACCUACAAAAAAGCCUCCCAACUCUAUCUGACGCGACGUUUACCAGAGUCGCUAGAGUCGUUGCAGCCGAUUCUCACCGUCCCGUCGUCACAAGAAGAACGUCUGACAAAUGGCGACCACGUUGCCGCGGUCGCAACAAUUGCCACAGCUCCCAGCACUUGGAGGAUCAAGGUCUGGAAUCUCUACAUCACCCUACUGAGUGCCAUUGUGGACCUCGGCGCAGAAGAAGGGAAGGCUCAGUUCGGCCACAAGGAGUGGAAAGCGAUCGCGACGCAGGUCCGUGAGGGUGGUAUCUGGGAAAACGUCGUACAGACCGGAUACCGAGGUCAGGAAGGUUCCGUUGACGCCGAGGUUGUCUUCAACUUGAACUCAUGGAAAGCUCUCAGGGCGACGCUUAUUCUAAACCAUUCAUCCUCGCAAUCGCUAAAUCAGCAACGUCUCGAGACCUACCUCUCUUCCUACGGACAGCCGAACCUGGAUCUCACAGAUCGUCUUCGGGAUGCAUCAGACGGACUGCAAUCAGGUCGCAUGGCGACUGGCAACGGGACGCAUACCCCCAAGGAUCUGAAUGCGCGAGUCCGGAUCAUUGAAUUGUUCACUCUGCAUGUGCUCCCACGGAACGGCGAAUGGGAGUAUGCGCAAGAGUUCAUCAACCUGAGCGAAGUGUUGGAUGAGGAGCGCAAGGAGCUUUUCUUACAAACCCUGGAGGGUCUCAAGGAGGAGAAAGAGCGGGGUGAGAUGCGCGCCGCGGAGCUGCAGCGUCAAAAGGAUGCCGAAUUUGAGCGGCAGCGCGAGGAUGAGCGGAGACAAGCGGAGGUGGAAGCUGCGCAGGCCGCAGCCGCGCACCCCAACGGACACAAGCGCAACGCCAGCGAGGUGGACUAUGGGAUUGAAAAGGGCAGCCCGCGCAGCAAGGCCAAGGGGUCCUCCAAAUCAGUGGACAAAUCAGCGUCCAGUGGUAAAGGAAGUUCCCGGACAUCCCUGCCGUCCAAUUCCAAGAGCUCGAAAAAGCCGGUCAAGGCUCAGCCUCGGAGCCCAACCCGGGCCACUGCAACUAUGCUGCGCAAUCUGUUCGCCAAGAUUGUGCACCGUGUAUCGGGGAACCCCAUGUCAAUAGCGCGUACUCUACUCUUCAUCCUGGGCAUUCUGAUGGCCAUGAGCCGACAGGGUGUGCGGGAGCGAGUCGGGAGAAUUACCGGCUCAGCGUGGCAGAAGGUCAAGGGAACUGUGGGGAUGGGUGUGAAAGUGAGCUAUAUCUGA